Monascus purpureus is the source of this 1214-nucleotide messenger RNA. Lineage: Eukaryota; Fungi; Ascomycota; Eurotiomycetes; Eurotiales; Aspergillaceae. The record is from the annotation of a GenBank genome assembly.
CUUCGGUGUACUUGAAACGCAAGUACUUUCUUUUUGGUCAAUGGCACAAGUCUUCAUGCCAAAAUGAAGCUCUUAAUUCUGGCCGUUUCCAUCCUCUAUUUUGUGACUAGCUCACUCUCAGUGGUCCCUAUCUCAGAUAAGUUUGAAAGAUUUCAGUCUCUCUCUCGCCUUGGACUGGUUGACCUGGACGAUUCAUCAUAUGAACACCUGACGUCCAAACCCCGAGAUUACCAUGCUGCGGUCAUCCUGACGGCUACUGAAGCCCGAUAUGGAUGCACUAUUUGUCGUGAUUUUCAGACGGAGUGGGAGCUCAUUGCUCGGAGUUGGAACAAGGGUCCUAAGCCGGAAGGGCUCAAACUACUUUUUGGUACCCUGGAUUUCAAUAAUGGAAGGGGUACCUUCCAGAAACUCAUGCUUCAAACUGCACCAGUUGUCUUGCUGUUCCCUCCGACUGUCGGACCUUAUGCUAGAAUUGACAGCUCUCCCGCGAGAUUUGACUUCAGCGGUCCCAUAACAGCCGACCAGCUUUACUCUUGGAUUGAUCGACACCUUCCCGAGGGCCCAAAACCUCAGCUUGUCCGGCCUGUGAAUUAUGUGCGACUCGUUUCCAUUGUGACUAUUUUUAUGGGGGUAUUCACCCUUUUCACGGUUUCUUCUCCAUACAUUCUUCCAAUUCUCCAGAACCGAAAUCUCUGGGCUGCCGUCAGUUUGAUUGCAAUUCUCCUUUUUACAAGUGGGCAUAUGUUCAAUCAUAUCCGCAAGGUACCUUACGUUGCUGGUGACGGCCGGGGCGGUAUCAAUUACUUUGCAGGUGGCUUUUCUAAUCAAUUUGGAAUGGAAACGCAAAUAAUUGCUGCAAUUUAUGGUGUCCUUUCUUUUGCGACAAUUGCUCUUGCGAUGAAAGUGCCGCGGAUGGCAGACAUCAAAGCACAACAAUUGGCAGUCGUCAUAUGGGGAGCCAUCCUGCUUGGCAUAUACAGUUUUCUCCUGAGUAUCUUCAGGAUGAAAAAUAGCGGAUACCCCUUCUUCCUCCCUCCAUUUUAGUUUGAUUCUGCCUGCCAAGAAUAACAGCUCGUGGUUUCUUUGGCAAUAUAUAGGGCUCUGCGGCUGUUGUAUUAUUCACACGAGAAGACUAGUUAAUGCAGAAGGUUAAAAGGGCUGAGUCUGUUGGUUGCCGCUGAACCGGCCUUAGAAAAUUAACUCCGUCUACUCUG